AUGAGGCUAUCGCAAUUGCUCAGGAGCCUAACUCUUUCCAUCACCGUCACUGCCGCAACUACCACCAACAAUUAUUCAACAUGGAUGGCCGAUAGCAUCAUCUCUCGCGGCCAGGGGAUUGCUCCCGAGACUCCCACUGCCUCUACGUACCUGCAAAUCGGCAUUGUGCAACAUGCGCUGCUCCAACUGCUCGAUUCUCCAGUAGCAUCCUUUAGUGCCAAGGAGAAGUAUCGAGCAUACGUGCAACGGGGUACUGAGAGUAUUUUGGGCAAAUUUCUUAAUGCCUCGCAAGAUGCUUUGUAUCCUUUAGAUCGAUUUUCGUUGGGUAGGGGGUUGUUGGAGGUGUAUAUUGAUGAUGUGGAUAGGCAGACUGUAAAAGAAGGCCUUGAUGUGUUGAAUGAGUCUAUUGCCCUGCAGCCGAGAAAUCAAUACGGCGGCUUAUGGUACUUCACCUACCCCAACUGGAGCUAUCUAGACGGGAUGUACUCCUACACUUCCUUCGCCUCUCUCUACACUACCCACUUCAACCCAGGCGCAACACCUGAGACCACUCACGAUAUAAUCGACCAAUUAGAUCUGCUAUGGUCUCACUGCUUCGACAACACCACCGACUUCCUAUUUCACGGCUACGAUGCCUCCAAAACCGCCGUGUGGGCAAACCCCAUCACCGGCGCGAGUCCAAUUGUCUGGGGCAGGGCAAUGGGAUGGUAUUUCAUGGCGUUGAUUAAUUGGCUUGAAUUGAAUUACUUCUUGCAAUUGGAGGAGUCACUGCAAUGGAGAUAUGUUCAGUCACGGUUUGUGUCUCUCGCAAACGCGCUCGUGAGAGCGGCGGAUCCUGUUUCGGGCGCAUGGUUGCAAGUCUUAAACCAUCCGGGACGAGAGGGGAACUACAUCGAGUCAAGUGGGAGUGCGAUGUUCGUCUACGGAUUAUACAAGGGCGUCAGAUUGGAUUAUUUGCCACAGCAGCAAAAGUACCGAGAGACAGCAGACAAGGCAUAUGAGUACCUCGCUAGAAUGUUUGUGGUGAAUAAUGAGAAUGGGACGUUGAGUUGGAAUGGGACGGUGUCGGUGUGUAGUCUGAAUUCGACGGCGGAUUACCAGUACUACGUGAUGCAGCCGUUGUUGUUUGAUAGUGUGCAUGGAUCGGCGUCGUUUGUGCUUGCGAGUUUGGAGAAUGAGAUACAGGCUAGAUUAUAG
Molecule: messenger RNA, 1197 nt
Organism: Talaromyces marneffei
Lineage: Eukaryota; Fungi; Ascomycota; Eurotiomycetes; Eurotiales; Trichocomaceae
Exons: 3
Coding region: 1-1197 (398 amino acids)
Biological process (GO): carbohydrate metabolic process
Source: RefSeq, a predicted model, not a curated record